AAUAGAUACAGAGUGAGACUGACUGAGGCACUGCAGACGAAAUAUAAGUUUUAAUCGUUUUGCAAAUCCUCAAGGCUUGUUUAUCUUGCUAUUGUCGCGUCUCGCAACAUGUUCUCUUAAAAACAAUCGUUGAGAGGAGACCGCCUGGAUUCGGAUAUAUCCAAAACAAAAAGGAGAAAUCAUUUCUGGCUUUUUUUUUUUUUUUCUCACACUUUCAAUCACUGUGGUGGGAGCUGAUACUGCAUGGUUGUGUUUGUUUUGUGAAAAAAAGGAUUGCAAAUUUCCAUUGUUUUCUGGUGUUUUUUUUCUCUCUCUUCUCUUUGGGAAAAUAGCCAAGGAGUUGAAAAGGAAACAUUAAAAAAAGGAAGGACGUUUGUUUUUUUUAAUGAAAAAGGAAAAGCAAUCUGUAAGAUUAUUAUUAUUAUUAUUUUUUUUUAACAAAUGAUUUUCUGACGAUUGAUGGGAUGGGUUGUAUUUUUAAGGGACGUUUUAGCACAAUGAUUCCCCCCUGAUAAGGAAACUGAGAAAAGCAAAUGUCGUUAGGAAAUAAAAGACUAAUAUAUAUACUAUAAGAAUAUACUAUAAAAGAACAGUAUUUGGUGGGUACCGUUUUAGGAGUCUUUUACUUGCACAAGAAGUGCUGCAGAAUGUUAUAAGGAUUUGAAAUAAUAAUAAAACAUACACAGCAACUUCUGAAAAUUUUAUGAAAAAGUUUAACUAUUCCCUGUGGAAUAGGAGACUAAAACAUUUUUUUAAUAGUUUAUUUGUGUUUUCUUGUUUGUGAUUAACUUGCCCGAAGUAGAAGUUUGUGAGUCGCGGUUAACACAACUAGAAUAUAAUCUGGAGAAAAUACAGAGAUUUCCACCCCUUGACGGACCUCCUGACCAAGAACAGUUGGUGUAGGAUUCCUUUUUUUUCUCGAGUCUAGGAGGAUUUUCUCAAACAAACUUCGAGGGAAAUCUGAAGAAAAAUCCACAAUCACUUUGCAGUUUUAAAAAUGAAACACUUGUUUUGCCUUAUCGUCAUCAAAAACCAAGAUCACUGACUAUAGUGUGGAUUUAAUCUAUCUAAAAAAAAGAGUAAAUAAUAAUAAUAAUAAUAAUAAUAAUAAUAAUAAUAAUAAUAUAUAGGCUAUAUAUUGUUUUUAUUAAACAAGUUGGACCUUUUCCCCAACCCCUUUGGUGGGGUGAUUUCUGACUACAUUUUUAGUUUUUAAAAAACAUUUUUGGAAUUAUUAAUUUUCACGUUUUUGGAUUAAACAGAUCUAUUGUUGCCAGGAUGCGGCUGAAGAUUUCAGCGCUUGUUAUGGUCAUUUUCGUCUGCAUUUUAAGCAACUGCGGUCAUACGGAUGGGGAAAUUUGCCAGAGUAUGGACAUCCGGAACAACAUCACCCAUCUGCACAUGAUCGAGAACUGCACCGUGAUUGAAGGCCACCUGCAAAUCCUGCUCAUGUUUAAGACGAAACCCUCGGAUUUCAGUGGCCUGCGGUUCCCCAAGCUCGUGAUGAUCACAGACUACCUGCUGCUGUUCCGCGUCUACGGGCUGGAGAGUCUCCGGGACCUCUUUCCCAACCUGACGGUCAUCCGGGGCACCCGCCUCUUCUUCAACUACGCCCUGGUCCUCUUCGAAAUGCUGCAGCUGAAGGAGAUUGGGCUGCACAGCCUCAUGAACGUGACGCGGGGGGCCGUGCGCAUUGAGAAGAACCCUGAGCUCUGCUACCUGUCCACCCUCGACUGGUCCAAGAUCCUCGACUCGGUGGAGGACAACUAUAUCGUCUCCAACAAGGACGAUCGCGAGUGUGGAGACGUCUGUCCCGGCACCAUCAAGGGCAAAGGCUGCAUCCAGACCGCCUUCAACGUCCACUUUGGGGAGCGCUGCUGGACCCAGGAUCACUGCCAGCGAGUUUGCCCGAUGACGUGCAAGUACAGAGCCUGCACGAAGAACCUCCUCUGCUGCCAUGAGGAGUGUCUGGGCAGCUGCUCGGAGCCCAGUGAUGCCCGCAAGUGCGUGGCGUGCCGGAACUUCCUCCACCAGGGCAGGUGUGUCGCCACCUGCCCCAAGGGCUUCUACCGCUUCGAGAGCUGGCGCUGCAUCCCCUUUGAGUUCUGCCAGGAACUGCACAACAAGUGCAAGAACCCGCAGGAGGGCUGCGACCAGUAUGUCAUUCACAACGGGGAGUGCAUCCCAGAAUGUCCAUCGGGAUACACCAUGAACACCACCACCUUGACCUGUACCCCAUGCGAUGGGCUGUGUCCGAAGAUCUGCCAGUUUGGAGAUAAACCCAAAGUCAUCGACUCGGUCACAGCGGCACAGGAGCUCCGCGGCUGCACCGUGGUCAAUGGGAGCCUGGUCAUUAACAUGCGUGGCGGGAAUAACAUUGCCGCCGAGCUGGAAGCUAACCUGGGGCUGAUCGAGGAGAUCACUGGCUUUCUGAAGAUCCGCCGCUCCUACGCUCUCGUCUCCUUGUCUUUCUUCCGCAAACUCAAGGUGAUCCGGGGAGAGAUGCAGGAGGCUGGGAAUUUCUCCUUCUAUGCCUUGGACAAUCAGAACUUGCGUCAGUUGUGGGACUGGUCGAAACACAACCUCACCAUCACCCAGGGCAAGCUGUUCUUCCAGUUCAACUCCAAACUGUGCCUGUCCGAGAUCUACAAGAUGGAGGAGGUGACAGGAACCAAGGGGCGGCAGGAAGGCAACGACAUCGCUGUGAAAAACAAUGGAGACCAAGCCUCAUGUGAAGACAAGGUUCUGAAUAUCACUUACAUUAAAACGAGGCCUGAUAUGAUCAUCGUCAAAUGGGAGCCGUUCUGGCCCCAGGAUUACCGGGAUCUGCUUGGGUUCAUGGUCUUCUAUAAAGAGGCACCUUAUCGCAACUUGACAGAGUUCGAUGGGCAGGACGCAUGCGGCUCCAACAGUUGGACGAUAGAGGACGUCGAUACGCCCUCUCGUUCGGCAGACCCCAAAUUCUUACCUGGAAAGCUCCUCAUUGGGCUGAAGCCUUGGACUCAGUAUGCCAUUUUCGUCAAGACCCUCAUCUCCUCUACGGAGGAGCGGCAGGUGUACGGGGCAAAAAGCGCCAUCAUCUACGUGCGAACCAACGCCAGCGCACCAUCGGUCCCGCUGGAUCCCAUUUCCUCCUCAAACUCCUCGACCCAGAUUAUCCUGAAGUGGAAGCCGCCCUCGGAGUCAAACGGGAAUGUCACCCACUACCUGGUCUACUGGCAGCAGCAGCCAGAGGACAGCGAGCUCUACAGGUUCGAUUACUGUCAAAAAGGGCUGAAGGUGCCGUCCCGUGCUCCUACUAAGACGGACAGCGAGGAGACGCACAAGCGCAAUCAGACGGAGGACUUCGACCAAUCAGGAGGCUGCUGCACCUGCCCCAAGACUGACUCGCAACUCAAACGAGAGGCGGAGGAAUCAGCGUUCAGGAAAAAGUUUGAAAACUACCUCCACAACGUGGUGUUUGUGCCCAGGCCUGCCCGUCGGCGCAGGGAACUAGGUUCUGUGGCAAACAGCAGCUUCCCCGGGGAUCUCACCACACCAGCCAUCAUUUCCAAUACCUCCAUCGACACCUCGUCCACGGACAGCCCCAGCGAGGAGUACGUGAAGCUGUCGGAGAAGGUCUGGUUCAAGGAGUCCCUGGUCAUCUCCAACCUGCGGCACUUCACCAGCUACCGGAUCGAGAUCCACGCCUGCAACGCCGAGAACGCGGGCUGCAGCGUGGCUGCGUAUGUCAGCGCCAGGACCAUGCCUGAGGACAAGGCUGAUGACAUCGUUGGGCCAGUGACUCACGAAGUCUUGGAGAACAACGUUGUGUUUGUCAAGUGGAAGGAACCCAAAGACCCGAAUGGGCUGAUAAUCCUGUACGAGAUUCAUUACAAGAGGCUUGGGGAGGCUGAGGAGAUGCACCAGUGUGUCUCUAGGAAGAGCUAUGCUACUGAUCAGGGGUACAAGCUGCAAGUGUUGCACUCGGGGAACUACUCCAUACGGAUCAGAGCAACCUCGCUGGCUGGGAACGGGUCAUGGACGGAGCCAGCCUACUUCUACGUUAAAGAUUACAGGGACAACCAUUCGAACCUGGCGAAGAUAGUCAUUGGGCCGGUAAUCUGCAUCAUUCUGGUUCUCGGAGCGGCAGGGGUAGUCUUCAUGGUGGUGAAGAAGAGACAAACAGAAGGACCAACAGGACCUCUCUAUGCCUCAUCUAACCCAGAAUACCUCAGUGCUAACGAUGUGUACGUGCCAGAUGAGUGGGAGGUUCUUCGUGAAAAGAUUACUAUCCUGCGAGAGCUGGGCCAGGGCUCCUUCGGCAUGGUGUAUGAAGGGAUUGCAAAGGACAUCGUGAAAGGAGAGCCGGAAAUGAGGGUCGCUGUGAAGACGGUUAAUGAGUCCGCCAGCCUGCGAGAACGCAUUGAGUUCCUCAACGAGGCUUCAGUCAUGAAAGCAUUCGUCUGUCAUCACGUGGUGCGUCUGCUGGGCGUGGUGUCCAAAGGUCAGCCCACGCUGGUUGUGAUGGAGCUGAUGACCCAUGGAGAUCUGAAGAGUUACCUGCGCUCACUGCGGCCCGAGGCAGAGAAUAACCCGGGCAGCCCUCCGCCUACACUGAAAGAGAUGAUCCAGAUGGCAGCGGAGAUAGCUGAUGGCAUGGCAUACCUCAACGCAAAGAAGUUUGUUCACAGAGACCUGGCAGCGAGAAACUGUAUGGUGGGGGAAGACUUCACUGUUAAAAUAGGAGAUUUUGGAAUGACGAGAGACAUCUACGAAACCGAUUACUACCGGAAAGGAGGCAAAGGGCUUCUGCCAGUGAGAUGGAUGGCUCCAGAGUCCUUGAAAGACGGAGUCUUCACAGCACAUUCAGAUUGCUGGUCUUUUGGAGUGGUGCUGUGGGAGAUCAGCACGUUGGCAGAGCAGCCGUAUCAGGGUCUGUCUAACGAACAGGUAUUGAAAUUCGUCAUGGACGGGGGAUAUCUGGACCGCCCAGACAACUGCGCAGAGAGGCUGCACAACCUGAUGCAGAUGUGCUGGCAGUACAACCCCAAGAUGCGGCCCACCUUCUUGGAGAUCAUGGAGAUGCUGAAGGAUGACCUCCACCCCAGUUUCCAGGAGCUGUCCUUCUUCUACAGCGAGGAGAACAAACCUCCGGAGACCGAGGAGUUUGACAUGGACUUCGAAAACAUGGAGAACAUUCCCCUGGACCCAGCCUCCUACUCCCAGAGAGAGAAUAGCUUGGGAAGGGACAACGGGCUGAGGGGGAACUAUGAGGAGCACGUGCCCUACACGCAUAUGAACGGGGGCAAGAAAAACGGCCGUAUCUUGUCAUUACCCAGGUCCAGCCCAUCCUAACAUUUCCUGUUCACUUCUUGUAUUUUUUUUUUUGAGGCCCUACAACAGAUCUCAGGACUUUUUACUUGGCCGCCACAGUGUGAGACACAGGAUGCAAAGUUUGUAUUCAUAAUAUUUUUUAAUUAUCAUCCUUUUUGUUUUGUUAUUGUCAAGUUUUCCGACUGGUCAGUGGAAUUAACUGUGAGAACCCGUUAUCAAAAGGCUGCUAAAAGAAAAAAAAACAACCCGAAAAACUCGCGCCAUCCCACCACCGACCUCCUUAUAGCAAAUCCAAUGGUUUUAAGAGGAAGUGACCUUGAUCUCUGUGGCCUGAAAACAGCAAUUUAUUCUUUUCCUUAAAAAAACAGUUUCAAUGAUUUACACGAGACAGCAGUAUAGACAGUAUCUCGUGGAACAAAACUCAUUUACUUUUGUGCAGAAUUCCAAACUUCACACAGAUCUCUCUUGUUUUUAUUUUGUUUACUCGCGUUACCGGCUGAAGGAUUAUUAUUAUUAUUAUUUUUUUUGUUUUGUUUUUUGUUUUUUUUUGUUUGUUGUUGUUUUAAAGUGAUUGGACGGAAAUAAUUCCUGAGAUUGACCAAUAGCUGCUGCUUUGACAUUUUGUGGGUAUACAGUAGAUGAUCAUUAUAUAAAUUGGUUUUGUUUUUUUUUUGUACAUAAUUUGAUGUGUUAAUGUUUUUACCACAGAGGCUUU
Messenger RNA from Polyodon spathula (Mississippi paddlefish), 6031 nucleotides. RefSeq names its product insulin receptor-like. The transcript is spliced from 21 exons. Gene Ontology annotation, biological process: multicellular organism development; positive regulation of kinase activity; cell surface receptor protein tyrosine kinase signaling pathway. Gene Ontology annotation, molecular function: ATP binding; phosphatidylinositol 3-kinase binding; insulin receptor substrate binding. Gene Ontology annotation, cellular component: insulin receptor complex; membrane; axon. The coding region runs from base 1279 to 5337 and encodes 1352 amino acids. NCBI's taxonomy places the organism in Eukaryota, Metazoa, Chordata, Actinopteri, Acipenseriformes, Polyodontidae. The record is from RefSeq and is a predicted model, not a curated record.